ACCAACAGAAAUUAAACUUCCUCAAUUCGCAAGAACCAUCGCCAUCAUCAUGAGUGUGGAGAUCCUCGACGGCAAGACGAUCCGGAGCUUCGUGGAGGACGAGGGCGCCUUCAACUCCUCGGUCGACGGGAGGUUCGCCGCGCUUGACGCCGACCGCGACGGCCUGCUCUCCUACGCGGAGAUGGCCAACGAGCUGAUGAGCCUCCGUGUUCUCGAGAAGCACUACGGCGUCGACGAGGCUGCCAUGGGCGCCGACGAGCUCGCGGAGCUGUACCACGACAUGUUCGCGCAGUUCGACCGCGACGGUAAUGGCACGGUGGACCUGGAUGAGUUCCGGGCCGAGAUGAAGGAGGUGUUGCUGGCCGUCGCCAACGGGCUCGGGUUCCUGCCGGUGCAGAUGGUCGUCGAGGAAGGCAGCUUUCUGAAAGUGGCCGUCGACAGAGAGCUGGCCAAAGCUGCUUAAAUAUUACCUGAACCGGCGAGCAAAUUAAUUUGAUUGCUUUUUUGGCUUUGUUGAGAGCUAUAUUUCAUUGUUAAUUACAGGCUACCUUCAGUGAGUCACUGACAUCAUCUGCGCAUAUGGCAGAACGUCAUAAUGUGAUUCACAGUCCACAAACAAGUUUUAAUGACGAGAACUCGUUGAGCUUAAUUAUGUAUGUAUAC
Oryza brachyantha (malo sina) is the source of this 663-nucleotide messenger RNA. RefSeq lists its product as uncharacterized. The transcript has a single exon. NCBI's taxonomy places the organism in Eukaryota, Viridiplantae, Streptophyta, Magnoliopsida, Poales, Poaceae. Gene Ontology annotation, molecular function: calcium ion binding. The coding region runs from base 50 to 463 and encodes 137 amino acids. The record is from RefSeq and is a predicted model, not a curated record.